Messenger RNA from Sparassis crispa, 1215 nucleotides. RefSeq names its product Polyporopepsin. The transcript is spliced from 9 exons. Gene Ontology annotation, biological process: proteolysis. Gene Ontology annotation, molecular function: aspartic-type endopeptidase activity. Lineage: Eukaryota; Fungi; Basidiomycota; Agaricomycetes; Polyporales; Sparassidaceae. The coding region runs from base 1 to 1215 and encodes 404 amino acids. The record is from RefSeq and is a predicted model, not a curated record.
AUGGUGAGAUCGCUCUCCGCCCUCGCUCUUGUCGCCGGAUCUGUCUCCCUCGCCGCUGGCGCUGCUGCGCCUGUUACUCUCAACCUCAAUCCGGUCCAGGGCAGAUCUGGCGCUUAUCUUGAGGGUCUUCCUACCGCCGAGCGCGCUCGCGCAGCACUGCUCAAGACAAGAGGCCAGUCGGCGGCUACAACCGUUCCCGCGACACAGCUUGCCUACGUCCAGUACACGGCCUCCGUCGGUGUUGGCUCUCCCCCUACGUAUUACAAUAUUGUAAUCGACACUGGCAGUUCCAAUACUUUCGUCGGAACAGGGAAGACGUAUGUCCGUACGAGCACCAGCAUACCCACGGGCCAGGAGGUUAAUGUUACUUAUGGAACCGGGUAUUUCUCGGGCUACGAAUAUCUCGACCAGGUGACUAUUGCGCCAGGUUUCGUGAUCAACGAUCAAUCGAUUGGUGAUGCUCUGGAAUAUGCAGACUUUGAAGGUGUAGACGGCAUUAUUGGAGUUGGACCGACCAUUCUUACUGAGGGAACUCUGUAUCCCGACACCAACGCACUAAUUCCGACCGUCAUGGACAAUGCCCUCGAACAGGGUCUCAUUGAAUCGGAAAUACUGGGCGUAUACUUCGCUCCCGCGACGAAAUACAAUGACACCAAUGGUGCAAUCACACUCGGCGGCAUUGAUACGUCUCUGUACACCGGUGAGAUCACAUACACGCCAGUGACGAAGACACUGCCUGCCGGUUACUACUGGGGUAUCAACGUCACCAAAGCUACGUACGGCACCACGACUGUCAUUCCCGGCUCAUACGCUGGCAUCGUGGACACGGGCACCACUUUGAUCUACAUCGCCGACGACUGGUUCGCCACAUAUCAGGCGUCGAUCCCGGGGAGCUACGUCGACUACAACUACACUGGCUUGUUCGUCAUUCCAGAGUCCUCUGUUUCGUCCAUAAAGCCCUUCAACUUUACCAUUGGCGGCUCUGUCUUCUCGCUCGACGCCGCUGCGCAGCUCCUUCCCAAGGACCAGAACGUCGCGUGGGGCGCCGUCCCAGGCGUGCAGUACGGAUACCUCGGACCUAUCGGCGCGAACAGCGGCGAGGGACUGGACUUCAUCAUUGGCCAGAAGUUCAUGGAGAGAACAUACGCGGUGUUUGAUACGACGAACCAACGCGUUGGAUUCGCCUAUACUCAUGAAACGUUCAGCUCUGUGUAG